Punica granatum (pomegranate) is the source of this 1279-nucleotide messenger RNA. Lineage: Eukaryota; Viridiplantae; Streptophyta; Magnoliopsida; Myrtales; Lythraceae. The record is from RefSeq and is a predicted model, not a curated record.
CUAAUAUCCGAAGAGAAAAGUUUCAAAAUCUUAAGAUACCAUCAUACUAAAUGUAUCAUAAGAUUUUGUUGGGAUUCAAUAAGUGGUCCAAUUCAAAUCUUUUCUCUUCAAAUGUCGUCCUCGUGGGAGUGUAGGCAGAGAGAAGAGGAUGUCUCUAAUCAAAGCUUGGAAAGAAAGCGAAAAGUAGAAAGAGGUAAACUAAGUAAGACGAGAACCAAUUAUCGUUUUCUCACUUUUUAAACGACGGUGGACUUUGGCUGAACAUUGAGGAAUUUUGCGCAUGGCUCACUUGAAGUUGUCCGCAGUAGGAGCAUGGGUGAACAGCGAGAAGGCAUCUUUAGUUGUCAUGCACUUUUUACACGCCGAGCAUAUAGUAUGUGUCUCAUUCCUUCGAAUUAAUUUUUGGGAGCCGUUUUGGACAUUGCCGAGUAAGUGGACAAGAUGAAGAACAAGAUGGCCCUCAUCCACAAAGCCAUAGAAGAAAGAGGAGGGCGAUGACAGAAGCGGAUAUGUCUGCAAUAUGAACGGACCAAGGGGCCUUCUCAGCUCCCAGAAAAAAAAUGAGCUUAGGCUAUGGCAGAGGAGCCCAAGAAGGUGACCAAUCAGUUCGAGGCCCCGAAGUACCUAAACGAGGAGAAAACCUUACCCCCCCCCCCCCCCCCCCCCCCCCCCCCCUCCCUCUUCCAACAGAAGUGAAGCCCGUGAAGGAGCCUGUUAUUGCUGCUGUUGAAAAGCCCCAUGAGUCUGCUGAGGAGAGACGAGCAGAAAGUUAAUUUGGCUCACCGAGAUGUGGCGCUUGCUAAAAUUGAGAUGGAAAAGAGAAUGUCGCUAAUUAGAGCGUGGGAGGAGAACGAGAAUUCCAAAGUACUAAACAAGGCCCAGAAGAAGCUAUCCGAAACCAGGGUACAAGAAAACAGCAAGAAGGCCUCCGUAGAGGCUGAGCUGCAGCAGAUGAAGGAAAAACUAGGGAAGCAGAAGGCUGAGUACGAAGAGUAAAUGAAGAACAAGAGGCAGGUAGCCCUCAUCCACAAAACCGCGGAAGAGAAGAGGGCGAUGAGAGAGUCGAAGCGAGAGGAGGACCUGCUCAAGGUCGGGGAGAUGGCUGCAAAAUACCGUGCCAAGGGAGCUCCCUGAAGACGAAGGUCCUUGGGAUCUUCUGAGGAGGUUCUGAACAUCCUAGUCGUCCUAGCUUGUGACCACCAAAUCGUUAUAAAAUAAAUGUGCUUUUUAUAAAUAAUUUUUUUUAUUGUUUAUUAUUACCUACUUUUUUCUGCAGUAA